Molecule: messenger RNA, 452 nt
Organism: Trichoderma reesei QM6a
Lineage: Eukaryota; Fungi; Ascomycota; Sordariomycetes; Hypocreales; Hypocreaceae
Exons: 3
Biological process (GO): microtubule nucleation by interphase microtubule organizing center; gamma-tubulin complex localization; mitotic spindle assembly
Cellular component (GO): spindle; centrosome; gamma-tubulin ring complex
Source: RefSeq, a predicted model, not a curated record
AUAGAGGAAAACGAAGGGAAAUGCUGCGCAUCUCGCUCAUGUCGCGACGCCUUGACGCCCUCCGAUUCCUCACCAGCCACAACCUUGCACAACUAAAGUCCCUUGUGCCGCGUCCAAGCCCCACCAACCCUCGAACAACACGCCCGACCUCGACUCUUGACAUCCCUCCGUCAAACCACCAAAGCCCUGCAGCUACAACACACAUCAACACCAUAUCAGCCAUGCCCAAGCCCGAUAAACACGCCGCGGCAUCUCAAGCCGUCGACAUUCUCGAGGAAAUUUCUGCCAUGCUGAACUGCCAUAUGGAUCGCCGCAUGCUUUCCACUUGCAUCUCAUUAAUCGAGCAGGGCGUCCAUCCGGAAUCUCUCGUCCAAGUCAUCAAGGAGCUGCGUGAGAUUGCCGACGAGACGAGGCGGGAGCAGCAGGAGGCUGCGGCGGCGAAUAGUCGGUGA